UGCUGCUUGUGAUAACUGCCUUGUACCUGUCUGCACAUUAGGUAACCCGAUGUGUACUUUGAUUCCUACUUAACCGUUUGAACAUUAACUGUGUUGUUAACGAAUGCCUCGCAACCAUAUGAACAUGUUUUGUAAUUAAAACAUAACUGUGACUUGAUGACAGCUGCUGCUUGUGAUAACUGCCUUGUACCUGUCUGCACAUUGGUGUGCACUUGACAAUAAUAUACAAGUAGUGGGAUGGAUGUGCAUCAUUCCUGUUCUUUUGUUGGUACCAGGACUACUUUAGAGUUGAGGGAAGUCGCACGUGACCCAUGUUGAUUGGAUGUUGACAUCAUGUGACUUUGUGUGCAGCCAUAUUGGAGAUUUUCGCUUACGGCAGAGACAGGUGUUGUUGCGUACGACCCCUCCCAUUUCCCAACUUCUUCAAAGUUUCUGUUUAUCAAAAAAAUGAGCAACGGUAUUGACGCCACACUCAAGCCCAGGCUGUGCCACGUGAUAAAAUGGCCCGAUUUUAAUGGUUAUGGCUUCAAUUUGCACGCGGAAAAGGGAAAAGCUGGACAGUAUAUCGGAAAAGUUGAUGAGGAUUCUCCGGCGGCAGCGGCGGGGUUGAAACCUGGCGACCGUAUUGUGGAGGUGGAGGGGACUAACAUAGGUAACGAGAACCACCAGCAGGUGGUGGGGCGAAUCAAGGCGGCCGGGGAGGAGGUGCAGAUGCUCGUCGUCGACUCGGAGACCGACCAACACUACAAGGACAUCAAGAAAGUGGUCAAGGGGGACCUGGAGGAAGUCGUGUACAUCGUCACCCCGAGCAGAGGGGCAGAAACGAGACAUACUGUUGAAGAGCCAAUCAAGGAAGAGUACCAACCUGAGGCAGAGACAACUCCGCCGGUUCCAGAACCCGAAUCACAACCGGAACCGGAACCGGAACCGGAACCAGUCGCCAAUGAUGUACAUGCUGUUUCCAAUGAUGUCGACAGCAGUGAGCCGAGAAUUCGACUGUGUCACAUGAUCAAACGGCCCGACUUUUCAGGCUAUGGGUUCAAUUUACAUGCAGAGAGAGACAAACCGGGCCAGUUCAUUGGCAAGAUCGAUGAUGACUCUCCAGCCUAUUACGCGAACCUACAUGAGGGAGACCGGAUAGUGGAGGUGAACGGGGAGAACAUUGAGAGCCGCAGUCACCAGGAUGUCAUCGGUCUCAUCAAGCAGGGCGGUGAGGAGACCAAGCUGCUGGUACUCGACCCGGAGGCUGAUAAAUACUACACGAGUAGAAGCAUCACCGUCAACAACCGCAUGCCACAGGUUGACUACAAGUGUUCACGCCAGGCUGGAGCAUCCGAUUCAGCAGAGCCUGAUGAUCUAGAGUUACCUCCCGCUAAAGCUAUGUUUAGCCUAGAGGAUGAUGAGGAUGAAGGAUCAGAAGUGCCAGACGAGCGUCCAUCAGAGCCAGCCGCUGAAGAACUAGUCGCUGAGUCGGUGGCCGUUUCUGAAGAAUUGCCUCCAGCUCACAUUGAAGAUGAGACCACCGUUAAUGAUGCACUCGAUGAACCACCUGCAUACGAAGCGCCGGAAGAUGAACCCCAAGCUUAUGAAGUACCAGCAGAUGAAGUUCACGCUUAUGAAGCACCAGCAGAUGAAUUUGACGCUUAUGAAGCACCGGCAGAUGAAGCUUAUGCUUAUGAAGCACCAGCAGAUGAAGUUCACGCUUAUGAAGCACAAGCAGAACUUGAAGUAACAGAGAAUGGAAAAAGGGAGGAAUUUACCCAAGGAAGUGAAGUAGUGGAAAACACUGAAACAUCUGCACCUGAUGCAGAGGAGGUAGAGGAUGAGCCAGCAAAUGAGCCUGAGCCCGAGCCGGUGGUUCCUGAACCUGAGGAGAUACCCAAAACUGUGAAUGGCCAAGCAUCAUAUGUUGAAAACACCACUCAAAAUGAAAUGAGUACCAAGCCUGAACCGACCCCUGCUCCAGUUCCGCAGGCACAGACAAAUGGUGAUGCGAUUGCAUUGAGUGCCAAGGAGUACAGAGAAAGAUUAGCAUCCAAGAAGAAGCCUGAUCCUCGACGUGCGAAAAUUGACUUCAGAUCAAAAUACGACAUGUUCCAGCAAAUGUGAGCUCACACGCUCAUCACAAAUCCAAAAUGCAUAACCAGUAAAUUUGAAAUGACUUAUGGAAGUCUAGCAGGGAAAUAAUGGUUAAAUCUGGAAAUUACAGUUCAGUGACAACUUCUCCAAUUUGUUUGUAGAGUGAUCCCAAAUUUGGAAAGAUGUGUUAUUUAUUGUACUUAAUUUGGCUUGACAGAAUUCAAAUUGCUCAUCAAGAUACCAUCUGCCUUCCUUUUGUGUCCCACUUUCUGCUUGGUUGUUAACUUCAUGAAUUGCCAUAGUCUGCAAUUGCUGUCAUUCAUAGGGAAAUUAGUUUUAUAGUCAGUUGAUGGUUUUGGCUGCUGUUUUAAAAUGUUUUAAUAACAUGCAAAUUAUGUUUGUUUACAUUGACUUCUGCUGUCAGUGUUUUGGGUAACCUUGGUCAAACAUCAUAUGGUUAGAAAUUAGUUUACUAUUUUGUUUUUCUUUUCUUUUUUAUUGUAAGAAAAGUAAGAAAUUUUGAGAGAAAAAACAAGUGAUAAAAAUAAAAGAUAAUACCUGAAAAUGUGAAAGAUAUAUUUCAUCAUUUUUUAAAUCAUUGAAUAUAUCAAACAUUAUAAAUGGAUAAAAUGGUAACAAAAUUGGCUAUGCAUUCCAAAAAGUAUGAAUAGGAUAAUCUUCAGCUGCCACCAAUCUGUGUUUUUUUAAAGUGCAACAUUCUAAUGUGUUGUACGGUAGGUCUAAUUACUUAGCCAAUACAGAAUUAAACAGUUGUCACUUUUGUUUAUUAAAAUGCUUUAACAAUUAUUGAUUGAACCAGAUUGCAGUUGAUAAACCAUGUAAAAGCAUAAUUGGCAAGUUGAUUAACAAAAUGUAAGUCCAUGAAAACAUAUUGGUUGCAUAUAACUUCGAUGUGUUGUAUUGAAUUAAAAUUCAAUUUUGCCUUCUUUUUUUUUUUUUAACCAUUCAGUAUUUUAGUGAAACUGUGUGUAAACCUAGCAUUUACCAUAAUAUCCCUGCUAGCUUUGCUUAGUGACAGAAGUUAUUUUUAGCAUAUGAUGUACUCAGUGAUAAACUUUCCAGUUUGUGGGACAAAGAAUCGUGAUACGGAUCUUGCACUUACAUUCUAUUUUUGAAGUUUAGUACAUUUGGUUGUCUGCAAUAAUAGCAUUCACACCUAUAUAAAAUUAUAUAUAUAUUGAAAAAUGUUCAUUUCAUAAUUAGUACGAUUAUUUACGCAUUUAUAUUAUUCAUAUUGUUGUGUAAAAAAAAAAAGAUGCCAGUUUCUGUGCGUCAUGUUAUUUUGUCAAUCCCAAGCGAAUAAGACUGUCGUAUUUCCCAACCUUUCUUAGCCUUGAGUUCACCUUUAAUGAAAGUAAUGGUUGGGAGCAUCCAAUACAAAACAUAACCGUUAAAGAAUUCUUGUCUUGUGUCCCAACUCUGCCUUUUUCCAUAAACUGGGUUACUAGCAAGAGGAAUUUACAAGGUAUAUAAUACAAUAUUGUUGUUAUUGUAGCAUUGACUACAAUUUCAAAAAUAUUCUGUCAAUGAGGUACUAUCAAGGUUGGGAAACCAUAGCAUGCAGCAUGCUGUUUAGCGAAAACUGUACUUUAAAAUAUGUUAAUGAGCCAUAGCAGCAGUCAUUAUUAGUAUGGCUAGAAGGUUGUAAGUAUGGUGAUCUACAGAUCUAGCCCUAAACUUUGUAAUUUAUUUUACUUGUACGUACAGAAACUAGCACCACCAUGCCCGUUAGCAUCUGUCGAUCACAGACCACUGGUAGGCGUUUCUUUCCACACAAACAUUCCACUUUCGGUAAAUAUCCUGAACAACAACAGAUGGGCAAAUAUUUAUGUAGGUUUCUUUAAUUUAUUUAAAAUUAUUCAUUUUGAAUCCCAUUAGUUUUUGUAUCUUUUAAAAUUAUCAAUUUAGUGUGAACAUUUUAUCCCAAUUUCAACAGUCUGUUUACUAAAUUAGUUUUAUUGUGCAAAAAAAAUAUAUAUAUAUAUAUAUAUAUAUAUAUAUAUAUAUAUACUAAAAUAUUUGCCAUACUUUUGUUGAUCAGUAUAUAUUUACACAACAAUGGGUCAGCUUUAGUAUUAUUUUUGUGGACGUUGGCCCAAAGAGGAGUUUGGAAAAAACAGGUCCACUAUUAUAUGUAGUAGCAGAGUUGAGUGUAGGUAUUUCAGAAAUUGCAACUGGUUACCAUGACGACCUUGUGAUAAAGUGGACCUGAGGCCUGUUCAAGAAGGCAUGGCAAUCGCGGUCUCUCUCUCUCUCUCUCUCUCUCUCUCUCUAGACUGGUUUUUUGUAUCUAACAUUAUGCAAAUGUGAGGUGAUAGAAGAAGAUGGUACCAGUCAAAUCAUUCGUGAGCGCUCCGCCUCCAGAACACGCCACCAUUGUGAGGUCAGCCUUGAAAAGUCAUCCAUACACAAUGGUCAUUGUAUAAAGAAAGAUCACAGUUUUGCUAUAGUUAUCAUUCCAUUGUAUAUUUCCAUUAAUUAGUGUUCAGAGAGGCUUUUUUUUUUAUGCAUGGAAUUGGUUUUUCAUCAGUGUAGUAAAAUGAUCAGAAAGCUAAAUAGAUAACUGGACUGCAAAAACUUUAUAUUCAUAUCUUGCUGUUUACUCUGCAUCCAUUCCAAUGUCUCUGCAACAUUUUAUGUUAACAUGGUUUUCAUAGAUUUUAAUUUAGGUUACGGUUAUCUCCAUAUUAUAAUUGGCUUUUAAUUACUGUUAAUAAUAUUGCCACCACCCAGUAUUGGCAAAAAAUAAAAUUUUACAUAACAAAUAACAAGUAAUGAUUGUUCAAAUAUACUCACAGAUCCAAUGCAUCAUAUAAGUUCCAUUCCAUUUUAUUCCAUUACAGUUCUAUGUUAAAACCAAUUUGUGCAUAUCAGAAUGUAUUGCAAUGUGUUUAAAUGGGAUAAAAAUAUUUAAAGAAUUUGGUGAAUUUGUGUAGCUAAAUUCAGUAUUUCUGAUCCAAGUAAAAUGUAAAAAUAUUACUGUUACUUAAUAUAUAUAUAUAUAGUUAUGCUAAUUUUUAAAUUAGGCUUUUAGAGUUGAUUUAUAAUAUAUAUAUAUGAUCCAAAUUAAAGUCAUGUUAAGUUUAGCACAUGUCACAUUCCAGAGUGUUUCAUGCCACAUUCCAGUCUGCAGUUUACACACAUUCACUGUCAACUAAUUAAAUAAAGGUGAUUUGUUCUUUUUUAAUUUAUUUGAGGUAAACGGAUAACAUUCCAUAGAUUUGUUUUAUAUAGAUUUUUAAUUCUUGAAUAUUGAUAUAAUGAAAAAUUAUUUUGGCACUUUAACAUUUAUUUAUAUUGUAGGAAUAGUUUUUGUGUGAAAAAAGGUAGUUGAGGUAUUUUGUAGUCCAUUACUAAACUGGAUUCUGAAGCUGUUUUUGGCUUGUAUUAGAAAAUUAUGUGUAUUGGAAAUUAUUACUUAAAUAAUGUAAUUUGUACAUGGAGCUGAAACGGAUAAUUACAGAAUUUAUUUUUUGUUUGUUAUUUCAUGCAACAAAAUGUGUACCUGUCUAGUGAUGUAAUAUUGUAACAUAGAAAUGUAACAUUGUAAAGAUUGCCAGUUCUUUUGUAGCUCCAAUGUUUUUAGAAUUUCACAGUUUGUAUAAACUUGUCAUUCUAGAUCUAAUGGAUUCACAUUUUAUUUAGAUUUAGUUUUGCUUUUCAUGAUAGAUGUUAUAUUCAAAAAUUGUUAAUUGAAUUGAAUUUCAAUCUUUAAAAACAAGUACUACUAAAAUAAUUAGCAAAAAUCUACGUUUUACUUGAAAACAAAACUUGUGAUGUUAUUCUGUAUGUUAAAUAUGAGUUUGGCUUAUUUGAAAUUAAAUCCACAGCAUUCUUCUGUCAGUGUGAGUGUGAAGCUAAUGUGGAUGCCCUAUCGUGAGCAUUGUUGCAGGAUCAUGGUUUUUGGUGCAUAUUCUUAGUUUUCUCUGUGAUCCAGCUCAGUGUUUCAAGCAUUUAAGAAUACACAUUCUGCAGUGUGUGUCAUUUGAUGUCACUGCUUCUAUAUACCUAAGUUUGUGAAAUUCAGUAUACUAUCAAAACUCCAGUGAAGAUCAUGAACAAAAAUCAAAUAAAAGGUGAAUCCAUUUAUGGUCUUUUUAAUCUGUCCAGAAAUUAUUAGUAUCAUGUUAUAUUAAUGUCAGUUUUGGUAAUAUAUAUAUUUAUAAUUUCCUACAAAACAUUGAAACUGGUUAUUUACGACUGUUGGUAUAUUGUUAUAUAUAAGCAUUUUGUAAGUUGAUAAUUAUUUUUGAAUAUUUUAAAGCAUGCAUUUUAUAAAUAAGAAUAUAAUUGUUUUUGUAUCUAGCACAAGUUAAAUAAUAAGGUUUUUUUAUUACUGUAAAUUUUUGUGUGAUAUUAAAAAAAACAUGUUAUGAAAUUAUUCCUGGUAUUUUCUAAAAAAAAAAAAAAAUGUUGUCUUGUGGAUUGACUAACGGUAACAAAUUUACAAUGUCACUGUGAAGCAUUUUCUGUCUGUCGGAGAUUCUAUAGAACUUUGUGUUGCAUAAAUAUUGAGACUAUUUUUUAAAUACAGCACAUUUAUAGGGUCACUAGGGCCAGAUCUGGUUUUAAAUAUAAGUGGGGUGGCAGUAAAAAGAGAAGUAAUCUGUGUACUAUAAUAUGUAAUUUUCUCUAGCUAGACAAAAAGGGCAUUUCAGCACCACCACCCCUACUAGUUGUGGCUCGGGUUGUUUGUUUUAUGGCUCUUGGGUUAACAAAGUUAUUGAAUAAAUAUUUAUUUUACUAGUGUAGAAAACUAACAUACUUCUUCUAAAAUCCCUAGCAAAGACACAGGUCAUCUUUCACAGCUUAUAGAACUGAUGUUCUAAAUGUAGAGGCCAAAAUCUGGUACAUGUUUUCUGGACCUUUUUAUCAGCCACAUCCCAUCAAGAGCGACUGCUAUCCUUUUUGUAAAAAAAAAAUAGGCUAUAUAUUGUGAGUUAGCUCUAACAAUUUGAGAAGACCUCUACAUAGUAUUUUUACAUAUUUAACAAACAAAAUUCAUAAAAUGUACCAAUAUACAUAUGAAGGUGAAAACAAAAUGUGAAAAUAUUCAAAUUUUUAUCAACAUACCUACAUAUGGAAUUGAAAAUACAAAUUACAUGUGUAUUUUGGAAAUGUUUGGGUCAGGAAGUUGAUCAAUUUGUUUACCGGGUACUUGUUUUAAUUAACUUCAUUAUUACUUGGAUCUCUCAUCAUAGUUAGCUAGACAAUGAAAUCAGUGUGAACAUUUCUCAAUGUUGUAUUGAUGACUUCUUGCUUUGGGUGUAAUGUACACACCAGAUGGCCCCCCCUUUUCUGUAGAUACUGUAGUAUUUGAAAGUUAAACUUGUGAUAACAAUGAUUGUAUAUACUCAAGCCUUUGUCCACAGUCCAGAGUGGAAGCUGUCCUUUCUAAUUGCUCACUGUAUAAUAUCUAUUCCAGGAACAAAUGUAUACACAUAUAUUUUGUUAUGAAUAAAAUUCAUUUUGAAUUAA
Gigantopelta aegis is the source of this 7578-nucleotide messenger RNA. RefSeq names its product Na(+)/H(+) exchange regulatory cofactor NHE-RF1-like. Bases 448 to 2109 code for a protein of 553 amino acids. Gene Ontology annotation, molecular function: protein-membrane adaptor activity; protein binding. The record is from RefSeq and is a predicted model, not a curated record. Lineage: Eukaryota; Metazoa; Mollusca; Gastropoda; Neomphalida; Peltospiridae. Gene Ontology annotation, biological process: protein localization to plasma membrane. The transcript has 9 exons. Gene Ontology annotation, cellular component: apical plasma membrane.